AUGAGGACAGACGCGCAAGUGCCUUCCCUGCAGCCCCCAGAGCUCGGCAGGGGAGCAAUGGGGCACCGGCCGCUGGUCUUGCCCUGGGUGCUGCUGUCCCUACUGCAGACCUGCUGUUGCCAUUCCACAGGGACCCCUGAGGUGCGGGUGCAAGUUCAGAUGGAGGCCACCGAGUGCGGACCCCACAGUGUUUGCUGUGGGUUCCUGGGGUCUGGCUUCAUCUCCCUGUGACGGUGAGCUGGGGUGGGGCUUGACGGUGCAGGAGGAAUCAAGCUGGCUGUGCUGCACCCAGAACUUGGCGCCCAGCAGUGGGCUCCUGCCUGUCAGGCCCACUGGGAAACCAGGAACAGCAUUGCCCUCGCCCUGGCAGAGCCUAGGGCCAGCAGCCCCUGUGCCAACACUACUUUCUGCUGCAAGUUUGCGGCCUUCCCGGAGGGCUCUUUGGAGGCCUGCAGGAACCUCCUGCCCAGCUCAGACAGAGGGCUCCCUGCCCCAACUCCUGCCCCACUUCUGCACUUGGGAGGGGGUGGUUGCCUCUCCCGACCCCACAAGGAGCAGCUAAGGCCUGGGCAGAGUGCGGGACAGGACGAGGCAGCAACCCCUGCUGAGCGGGUGGCCUGUGGGGACAUGAGGGCGCUGGGCCAUGGUUUCCUCAGAAGCCUCGGACCCUUGCCUGGUGCACUCUGGCGCCUCGGCCUCAGACCUGACGGGGCAGAGGCAGGGGCCCCCUUCGCUCACCCAGGUGAGCAGAAGACUCUGCAGGGAUGGCAGAAGCCAGGGACGACAGGAAACGUCUGUGGGCGCUUCCCACAGCACCUGGCACGCCGUGAGGCCUGUUCGGGACGAGGGUGUCCGGAGCUGGUGUCCUCUGUGGUUUCCAAACAGCAGAGACAGCGGGACUGGAGGACCAACCCUCGAUGA
Messenger RNA from Carlito syrichta (Philippine tarsier), 921 nucleotides. It is a transcript of the gene PVRIG, whose product is annotated as poliovirus receptor related immunoglobulin domain containing. Gene Ontology annotation, cellular component: plasma membrane. The record is from RefSeq and is a predicted model, not a curated record. Gene Ontology annotation, biological process: negative regulation of T cell receptor signaling pathway. Gene Ontology annotation, molecular function: signaling receptor activity. NCBI's taxonomy places the organism in Eukaryota, Metazoa, Chordata, Mammalia, Primates, Tarsiidae.